Ambispora gerdemannii is the source of this 4212-nucleotide messenger RNA. NCBI's taxonomy places the organism in Eukaryota, Fungi, Glomeromycota, Glomeromycetes, Archaeosporales, Ambisporaceae. The record is from the annotation of a GenBank genome assembly.
AUGGCAGAACAAAUACUGCCAUCAUCUCGAACUUCUACAUCUUCAACAAGCAGUCAGAUUCAGAACGAGGAAACAAUUGCAUAUUACGAUAGAGAAAAUGUUGACGGUAACACAUAUACAAUCACAACAGAAUCUGCAGUUUUUACUCCUACCCAUAAAUCCAGGUUAAACUCUGCUGGUUCCGAUGGGUUUCUAAAGAUUGGGCCUAGAGAGUCGACUCAACGUCCUGCUGCCAUAGUAAAGAAAGCACGUCGACGACUAUCUGGCCAGGCUGACCAAAUAUCUUCUGAAAUGCGUCCUGUUCUCCAUCUUAUUGAUGUUUUUUCACGGAAAACCUAUAUUGAAGGUUAUUUAUGUAAGCAAGACCAAAGUUGGCGAGACGGACGUAAACCCACAACUGAAGACUGGGGUGAGUUUUACGCAGAAAUAUGUGGGUCCUCGCUCUGUUUAUGGAGGGUAUCUGAUGAUAUUGAGUCGGCAGAGAUAACUAGUCCAAAUCCUACAACCAUCAAUAUAGCAAAUUCUAGUGUGGAAAUAGUGGGAAAAGUAUCAGACAGCAUACUUUCUCGUGAUUAUGUAUUUUCGCUCGAUGGUGGCGAGGGUGAUCUGUAUUACCUUCAGACCUCAAGUUGGCUUUUACUUAAUCGAUGGGUGCUUGCAAUUCGCUUGUCAUGUUUCGAAGGAUCUAGACUGCAUGAAGUUUUCACAGCGACGUUGUUCAGGCGAUCUGGAUUCAAAGAAUUAUUAUCAGGAACCCCAUUAAUAAAAGGUAAAGUAGAGGGGUAUCUUCAAGUGCGAUUUGCAGGAACCAAAGAAUGGCAAAAAUGUUGGGUCGUCGUAUCUGAUCAUCGCGUAGAAGAAAAAAAGAAAAAAGACUUAGCAUUUGAUAGAGGGCAAGCGACUUUCUACAAAACAAAAAAGUCAAAAAAGCCUUUCAUGACAAUGGCUAAUGUCCUGCAAGCCUAUGCUAUAUACCAAGAAACUGCGUCGACGAUAGAGAAGACAACGUUGUUCCGUGUCGAGGGAAAUAUUUUCGCGACAAAAGCAUCAACGGCUGAUUCGAAGCCUAGCGAUUUUGUUCUCUUGACGGCGGAAAAUUCGAGUGAGAUGGCGAAAUGGUUGAUUGCUUUUUGUGAUAGUUUUAAAUUGUAUGGUCGACCAAAGGAAUAUUUGUAUGAUUUCAAGGAUCCAGAUUCGCCGCUUUUUGCUGUGCCAAUUGUGAAAAGUACCACUAAAUUAUUUUUAGAUGUUUCUGAAGUUGAACAUGUUGAUAUGCAACAAUCGCUGGCGGAUUUAAAAGCAGAAUUUGCUGAAAUUCUUAGGAAAUUAUAUCUUGAACAUCCUCAAGAAGUAAAUGCCGAAAAUGAAUUCGAUCAUGCGUCACAUCAACCUACUGCUCGGAGCUCACGAAAAUCAAGUGGUUCAAUACCACCGCAAAUUGUCACGAACGGGCUUUCUGAUAGUUCUUCGCGUCAAAAAGCAUUUUUUAACGAAUCAGGGUCUUCUAUACCGAGUCCAGGAUCGUCAUCAUCGACAAGAUCGGGACAGCAAUCAUCAUCUCGAUCGUCUGUACAUUCUCAAGGUAAAGGAUUGGGAUCGACAAAUUCGCCCAUAUCGUCUAAAUUUAAUUUAUUUAGAGAUAUUCCAUCUUCGCCGAGCACAUCAUCUUUAAGCAGUGAGAGAAGAGUCCCAGAACGACCUGUUGUGUCGUCAAGUCGACUCUUUGCUACUGCACAGAAGUCGGGAAAAGAGAAAAAAUCAGAAACGGAUUCGGAAGUCGAUGAUCCUACAUUACUAAAAAAUACACAAGCGAAUGCCAAAACCAGCAUAAGUGAUGACAUAAAGCUGGAUUCACUAGAAGAGGAAAAUAAUGAAACUCCUUUAGUGGAUGAACCUCUUCAAUUAGAUGAUACUUCCAUUGAAAAUUCGGGUGGUGAUCUUAUGUCAGAGAUAUUAACUGCAAUUGACGAACAUAAAGAGGAAAAACCUGCACAAUCAUCAUCAAAGAAACCAAAACCUAAAAGAACUGUGUCAUUUAAAAACCCGCCGCCUAAACCAAAACAUAAAUCUAAAAUACGAGUAUCACCUCUUCCAUCAGAUAGUGAAGAGGAGGAAGAUGAUGACGAUGUGGAUGAAAACAUAACAAAUAGUGAAGAAAGUCAGGAUGAACAAAAGGAAGAGCAAGAAGAAAUUUUCGAUGUAGCUAAAUCCUCAAAGAUAAACAAGAUAAAAUCGAGCACAUUAUAUUCAACUUCUUCCAAUUCCGGUUCUAAUUUGCCAACAUCAACCAAAAAUGUUGGCAAAGGUAAAAAAAAGAAAAAAUUCAAGGUAGCACCUAAACCAUCUGAUAGCGAAGAUGAUGAAGAAACAACACUAAAAAUAGUGCAACCUCAAUUGUCGUCGUCACGACCUAGGCCGCGCGAAUUAAAUCCACGUCAAGAUUAUGAAGAAGUUCGACCAUACUCUGGUGAUUAUCGACAAAAUUCUUCAUAUGGUUACAUGUCACCAAAAGCUCCGUACGCGGAUCGCUCACCUCAAUAUUCGCCUAAAAGUCCAAGCUAUCCAUAUUCACCUGAUCGAAAUUAUCAUCAUCCUCCAUCACCGUCUUUUCAACCAGUAGCUCGUGGACGUUCCAAAGAUGAAUAUUCAGUCCCUAAUGUAAGGGAUGACCAUGUCCCACUAGGACGUGCAUCUGUACGCAGUCAUCAGCAGGUGGCUCCAGCUUAUAAACCACCCCAAGAAACAACGUCAAGAUCGAAGGGUAAGAAACCGGUGAAAAAAGUGAGCGAAAUUGUAGAUAGUUUGGAGGAAUCAUCCGAGACUGAAGAAUUUAAUCAGGAGAGUGAAAUUGAAGAAAGUGAUGACAAUGAAUCUAAUAAAGACUUCGAUAGUGUUUCUUCUGUUGCUAAGGGAAAAACAAAAGCCACUCAUAAAGUAGAGCAAAAUGCGCCAGGAGACGAUAGUUUUGGGUUGCCGAGUGUCGCUUUGAAUAUAGACUUUGGUGCUCUGACACUGGACUCUGUAUCCGGAACAUCAUUCAAUGAUAAAGAUAAUAUUAAAGAAAAAAGCAAAGAAAAACAAAUAUCAAUUGAAAGUAAUGAAUCCUCGAAUGAAGAAUCCUCAAAUGAAUCUUCAAACUCGGAAAAUGAAGACGACGACAUGGAUUUGAUGAACAAACCGCGAAGGAUUUUUAAACCUACUAAGCGAAGUGACAAGAAAAAAAGUGUUGGUAAACCAAAAACUAGACCUCGUAAUUCCAGCGAAGGAAGUAAUAGUUCAUCUAUUUCACUCACUUCAUCUCACGAACCCCUUGUCAUGCUUGUAACAGACUCUAGUGAGGGAGCCAUACCUCCUUUUACGAGGGGUUAUGCUAAUACGCCUCCGAGGUCAGUAUCUCCGAAUAACAAACAAUAUUGGGAAAAUGAAUACGGUGAUCCUCGAGGUGUUGGUGUUGGAUAUGCUCCUGCGUUUGGGGAAAAUCGUCGAAGUUCGUUAAUGCCACCUCGCGAAUUUUAUGAAGAUGAUCGCGCUAAUGGAAUAGGAGGACGUCCUAGAUCAAUUGUCAAUCCUUCUACGGGACGAAGACGUACAAGCGGUGGCCAAGCAGAACACAUGCGCGAGCAACGUGAUUCUUAUUUUGAAGAAGAAUAUUACGAUGAACGUGACUUCCAACCACGACCAACGAGUUUAUUAGGCGCCUUAUCACAGCAGCUUUCUGCACGUGAUCAACAAUAUUUGGCUCGAGAAACAGGAGCACCGCUUAUUCAAUUGGAGGAACGACAAAAAGACCCGCAGUUUGGAUUAGUUGGUGCAAUUACUGCCCGAGAGAGACAGCGCAAAGUAGGCAGACAGAUUGAACAUGAUCGAGAACUAGCACUUGAGAAGGAACGUGAACGCCGAUUAAUGGAACAACGACAACAAUUAUUAGCGGGUGAAAGAGAAUACGCGUAUGCCAGACAAUACGGACCCCCGUCACCAAUAGGAGGGGAUCCGAGAUCAUCGACCAGAUUCUAUGGCAAUCAACAAUAUUUGGAUACUGGAAGUGGCCCCAAUUCUCGCCGAGGUUCUUAUUAUGAAAGUUAUGGGUCGGGAUCUCAUGAAGAAGACGAAGAUGAUGAUGUUCCGUUGGGAGUUGCACCUCCAUCUCCGGUGCCUCGACAAAUGCGUGGCGCUAGAGUAGGAGGAGGAUCUCGUCGGAGGGAUACCGAAUAA